UUUAAGAUACUUACGCAUUAUCCACAUGAAAUAAUUAUUAAUUAAUAAUUAUUAUUAUAUAUAGGUAUAAUUUAUACCUGAUACACUAGCCAAUAUCCAAUACUCACUUCAAACAUGAUUCUAUCACGUGUGAAACCAGCGGUAGRACAGCAAUUAGAGAAAACUAAACCGACAAAUCAYAAGAUAACCGCUAAGGAUUUCAUCGAGAAAAGAGACUACACUGGUGCUAUAACUAUUCUAAAAUUUGAAAUAGAAAAAUCAAAAGAAGAUGUGGAGUUAGAACUAUGGUUAGCGUAUUGUUAUUUUCAUUUAGGUGAUUAUAACAACGCGAUGUUAAUUUACAAAAAUCAUAGCAAAAAUCCAGGAAUAAAACAUUUGUUCGUCAAUUUGGCAUGUUGUUAUUUUUAUUUAGGCAUGUACCCRGAGGCUGAAGAUGUAUUAGACAAAUCUGACAUCUCUGAUGUAAAAAUUCGAUUGCAAUUUCAUUUGUCACAUAAACAAGGCAAUGAAAAAAAACUCAUGGAGUAUCAUGAACUUUUAGCAGAUGUGGUUGAAGAUCAACUAUCAUUAGCAGCUAUACAUUAUCUUAGAUCACAUUAUCAAGAAGCUAUUGAUAUAUAUAAAAAGUUAAUGAUCAACAAUCGACAUUUUUUGGCGCUGAAUGUUUAUAUGGCUCUUUGUUACUAUAAAUUAGACUUUUAUGAUGUUUCUCAAGAAAUUUUAGAUGUUUAUAUUAAAAAAUAUCCAGAUUCUAUGAUAUUAACUAAUUUAAAAGCUUGCAAUUUAUAUAAAUUAUACGAUGGUAAAGCUGCUGAAUCAGAAUUAAAAAAUAUUAUCGCAAGGAGAUCAUCAACAUUUAAGUUUUGCGAAGAUUUGAUUAAACACAACAUGGUUGUUUUUCGUGAAGGAGAAGGUGCUUUACAAGUGUUGCCAGCUCUUGUUGAUAUUCUUCCAGAAGCCCGUCUUAAUUUAGUAAUAUAUUAUUUAAGACAAGGAGAGAAUGAAGAAGCCUACGAGUUAAUCAAAGAUUUGGAACCAGCUAUCCCUCAAGAAUAUAUAUUAAAAGCUAUUGUUAACGUUGUUGUUGGUCAAGAAAAAGGAGAUACUAAGCAAAUCGAUAAUGGACAGAGUUUAUUUAAUAUGGUAGGAAGUAGUUCCAGCGAAUGUGACACAAUACCAGGUCGACAAUGCAUGGCUUCCUCUUUAUUUUUAGAAGGGCGUUAUGACGAAGUUAGCUUAUAUCUAAGUUCGAUAAAGAGCUACUUCUCAAACGAUGAUAGUUUUAAUUUUAAUUUUGGUCAGGUUAAAUUAUCACUAGGUGAGUACAAGGAAGCAGAAGAGAUGUAUUUACAAGUGAAAAGCAACAAAAUACGUGAUAGUUUUAUUUACAUAAAUCAUUUAAUACAUUGUUUUAUUAUGAAUAAAAAGCCGCAGUCAGCUUGGGACUUAUAUUUGAAAAUUGAAAAUUCUCAAGAUUCAUUGAUGAUAUUGCAGUCAAUCGCAAACGAUUGUUAUAAAACUAAUCAGUUCUGGCAGUCAGCAAAAGCAUUUGAUAUGCUCGAAAGAUUAGAUUUGUUGCCUGAAUAUUGGGAGGGAAAACGUGGUGCUUGUGCCGGCAUAUUUCAACAAAUAGUGCUUGGAAAUCAUCCACAAGAUCAGAUUGCUGAUGUCAUACAUMUAUUAAGAAAUUCAGCAAAUUCUCAAGUUGAACAAAUUAUUAAAAUGAUGAAGAAAUGGGCGAAAAAUAACAAAGUUGUUGUUUAGAUUUAUCUAUUAGYCAUAGGUUAGCGUUGCCUGAUGGCUAAAUAGCCAAUAGGUACCUAUACCAUUUUACUUUUUAA
This is a messenger RNA of Diuraphis noxia (Russian wheat aphid), 1841 nucleotides long. RefSeq names its product tetratricopeptide repeat domain 26 (gene Ttc26). Gene Ontology annotation, cellular component: intraciliary transport particle B; ciliary basal body; ciliary base. Lineage: Eukaryota; Metazoa; Arthropoda; Insecta; Hemiptera; Aphididae. Gene Ontology annotation, biological process: intraciliary anterograde transport; intraciliary transport involved in cilium assembly. The record is from RefSeq and is a predicted model, not a curated record. Gene Ontology annotation, molecular function: protein binding; intraciliary transport particle B binding.